GUCUCUUCAACUGUUGCCUUUGCUUUCAGCCAAAAGCACUUGGAUUUAGUUUGGUUUCUGCGCUUAAGCGAUCAGAUACGUACAAGUUGAUUAGCUACAACAGCCACAGUCAAGAUCUAUCGGGGCGAUAAAGGUACUUAGUUACCCAGUUUGGUUAAGUGUUUUAACUCCCUUCUGACUUGAAUCUCGCUGCCAUAUAGCAAAAGGCUGACGAGAAAGACGCCCCUUCGACGCAAAUGCUUCCACGCAAAUGACUUAACCUACAAUCUUAGUUUCUAUAAGCUUUCUAAAGUUCAUGAUAAAAGUGGUUAGAACUCUUUUGUGAUUGAAAAAGUUCUGUUUAUUCUUUAUGAAACCGAAUACUUAUUAGCAUUUUUGAUAUGUUCAUAAGUUGUCUUUUUAGCAAGAGUUCCUUUCCAUUCCUGCGGUCUAUCAUAGACUCCAGGAAUUCGUAAACACCGGAACAUUUGGGUUUCCCUCUUGCGGACCGUGGGGUUAAGAUAUUAUCUGUAGGCGAUAUUUUUCUGAGCAUGAUCAGGAUUUAAGUAUCGGUAUUGUUGUGAUUAAAAGCUUUUGAUUCACGAUAACUAACGCAUAACAAGUCACAAGUUAAUUUAAUAUUAUCAACCGAGUUGAUAACGGUAAAUUGGCCACCGUAAAUUGGCCACCGUAAAUUGGCCUCCGUCAUCAACUCAGUUGAUAUACCAAAUUACCCUGUUAUACUCUACCACUAACGCAGCACCACAGUUUAUUGAGAAACUUACCCCUUUUAUUAAUUAGCAAACAAAUUACACCGAAUUCUUAACAGGACUUAGUAAAAGAUAAAGUUAAGAAUAUUAUAAUACGCUUGAUCAGAACUGAAAUGACGCCAAAAUAGACAACUGACCUGCAAAGCCAAUGGCUUCAAAACGAAAUAAGUAAGUCACGUACCCCAUUCACAUCAAAUCUCAAACAUGUUUUUAAGCUGGUUAAAUCGAUCUUUGUUAACUUAUUUUUCUUAAUUUUGUGGGGGGGAGGGGGAGGGGGGCUUCACUGCCAUGGCAACAGGAAAUAGUAAACAAAAUGCAAUUGAUAAGUGGAUCAAAAAGAAACCUCGCUAAAAAGCUUUUUUAAUUUGUUGUAAACUGAUUUAAUUGGAACAACAAACCCUCUCUCGCUUACACAAUUAUUCCGACUAAAGAACAGUUCGCUUAAACCUUUUUGUCUAAAUUGAUUUCUUUUUACGUGUAAUAUAAACCUAUUUUUGUCGUAGUGAUUAAUGAAAAUCACAUCUAGGCAACACGCCUUUAAAAAUGUUAAUCUUUUAAUAACACGUUCUCUUGUUUCGAAACGACAUUGUACAAAAUCACGACAAACUAACCGAACAGCUGGUAAUAUCACGCGAAGUUGGACAGCACGAGGGAAAAGAUAUGUUGAAAAAAUACUGAAAACAUCUAAACAAAACAGAACUUGAAAAUACAAAUAUCAGGGCGCACGGUAAAGAAAAAGAACAUUUUUACCAACGAAAUUAGCUCUUUUAACUUAUGUAACCUGGCCUUUCGAUCUAGAGAUCCUACUGGCCGGCUCCUCUUCCUUCUGCGAUUCUUUUUUGUUUUACCCAAAUUAAGGGGGAAAGCUCGGGACCCCCAGGCCCCUCCCCUGGAUCCGCCACUGGGUAAUGUAAAUUGUUUCGAAUUUAAUUGUAUUCGUGUUUCAUUUCCUCAUUCUCCCUGAGUUCGGUAUGCCACAGACAACCCCUCAGAACCUUCUCUGAAGUGCUUUCCGGAGGUCACUAAAAGGAACCAUGUGAGUUGUCACGACCAUGAAUUACAACAAUGCUUAAUUCGUAAUUUUAGUCUUAGUUCAAAGAUGGGAUGCGGAGGUAGCAAGGCAGUGAGAACCAGAACAGCUCCAGCACCGAUCGCUCUCGAUCAGGGACAAACUACCACCAUUAUUACUUCUUCCAAAGAGGAGACAAGCCCUUUAAACCACAGAGAACAGCCCGACGGUAAGACAACCGUUGAUCAAACUGUGUCAGAGGGACACCAAGAAACCCAGAAGCCAGAUAAUGAGGAACCAGUCACUCAGAAGCAGAUUUCCUUGGUGCAAGAAACUUGGGGGCUAGUGAAUGGUGAUCUAGAAAAAGUUGGAGUAGACUUUUACAUAAGGUAAAACAUCUCAAAUGUUAUUGAAUCAGCUUGCCCUUGGUCAUCAUAUUAAUUUACAACAAUUCAAGUUUAAAGUGUUCCUAGUACAUCCAUGGGUUUAUUGUAUUCCAGCCGAAAAGUGAGACCCUUCAGUUUGCAUGUGUUUUGAAGGAAACUUUCUCAGUGUAUGGACACAGAAAGUCAGCAAAAAGAUUUAACAGAGUUCCCUAGAUCUUAUAGCAAGAUGUCUGUAUUUGAUUCGACUUUGAUCCCUGAAUGAAAAGCAUGUUUUUCAUCGUUCAAUUUCUCCGUUAUAGUCGAGCUCAUUUGUAUCAUGAUAAAUUAGCGAGAAGCCGCAUUUGAUGAGGUAAAAACUUUUUAAACUCACAAAUCAAACCUAGUUUGAUGAGAAAAGUAUUUUGACCAUGAAAAGAUGUGCUGCCACGCCAUGCAAUGAGGUCAAAUUGCGAAAUAAUCUGUUUUUAGAACCCUGCGGUUUUACGCGAUGCCGCAUGUCAUUUGCCAGGCCGAGACUGCAAAAAAAAAAAAACAACAAAACACAACAUUUGAAAAAUACGUCAUGAAGGAUAGCCCCAACCAGCUUUCUAUCGAGAAAAGUCACUGGUCUAGGAAUGUUCUGUUCUGAUCAACUGUGAAAAUACCACGUCGGCAGGGAGCACUUAGGCUACAGUCGCCUGCCCGUGACUGAAAUCAUUAAUCCAGUAACUUGUUUACCACCUUUCAUAAAACCUUUAAUAAUUGUUUGGCAAUAUGAUGUAAUCUUUAAAAAAUUGCACCAGCUUAUGCCAAGUGUUCUUGUGGACGCGGCGGGCGCGAUAGUGGAGCAGAGCGAGAUUAGUGGAACGCUUCUAACGCCUUUUACGUCCUUUUACCCUCUUGAGCACACCUUUUUUCAACAGAGACAAAAUUUGUAGAGCGCCUUUUACUUACUACUUAAUGUAUUCGUCUUAGAAAGCAAUUUUUGAUUCUUUUUUUUUCCUCUAAGGUUGUUGAAGGCAGACUCAAAGAUUUUAGAACUGUUUUCAUUCCGAGACAUUGACAAAUCAUCCGAUGACAUCAUGAGAGCCGAUGAUCGUCUUAAGAGACAGGCGCUGGUAACAAUGCAACACGUGGACUUGGCCGUGAACUCGCUCAACGAUCUGGUCUCUAUUGUUCCUGCUCUCAAGGACCUGGGAGGGAGACAUACGAUGUACAAAGUCGAAGAACAUCAUUACGUGGUAGGCAAUGAAAUGUAAAGAAAUGUAUGUCACGUGAGUAAACAAAUCGAUAUCUGCAGUCACACCCAAGUAGCCAAUGAAUACUCAAAGUAAAACCAAGGAAAUAAGCAGAGAGGCGGGAGAACACGAGUCAUUAAAUUUCUGUAUGGAAAGACUUCCUAAGUGAAAUAACUAGCUUUUAUAGAGGUAAGAAAUCGUACAAACGAAGCGAUCGCAAGACUUCUUUGGGGUUAAUUAAAUAUCUAGUUAGUCAAAAGUUCAGCAGUGACACUUCAGGUGGUAGCUCUUGGUCAAGUAGACUUGUGCCUCUAUUUUUUAACUUUUAGGAUCUUUUCAUACUGAAAUAUACUCCACGCAAAAAUAUUCAGGUCGGAAAAAACUAAAAUCUGGGAACACUUUUUAUUCGUAGAGCGCUUUCAGAUUGAGAGUUAAAAACCCAAAACCAAAGAGAUUACAACAGCCAAUCAGGAGAGAGGAAAACAUUUUAGACAAUAGGAACAAUAAGAAAACGCUGGUGACCAAGUCGUGAUUGGUUUUAGUUUUUUUGCAUCUGAUUGGUUGAGAAAGUGGUGCAAUUUUUUUGGACCCAAUCACAGAGCAAAGUAAAGCGAAAUCAAUGCUAUCCUGGAUUAUUUUCGACAGUCAAUUGAGAAUUGCCCUUAUUGUUUUCGUUUAAUUUAGAUACAUGUAGUUUAUUUUUUUAAAAAUUAUUUUAGGUUGCAGGAUCUGCUUUACUCGACACUCUUAACAAUGGUCUAGGGGACAAGUUUACUUCAGAGGUAAAAGAAGCGUGGACUGUUGUCUAUGGAAUCGUUGCGAACACGAUGCAAGCAGGAGCCAAAGAAGUUUUGGAGGGAUAGACAAGGAAACAUCAGUUCAUAUACUCUAUACACAACCAAAAAAUAUUCUUAGAGGGUCUUUUAUAGAACGUUUAUUGCUGCGAUUUCGCCUCAUUCUGAAAACGUUAAAGAAACAGGAAACGUGCGCAAACUUUCAUUGCUUUGUUUAAAACAAAACAAUGCUGCCUGCUUCUCAGGCUUUAAAAAUGUCUUAACUGCCUAGUUGGUCACGGCGACAAAUGUAGACUCGAAUAUUCUCAGUACCUUCCGAAGGAAAUCGUCAUCGAUCAAUUGUUAAAAGAUUUUAAAUAUAUAAUUUGGCGAGCCAAGUAUGCAGACAUGUAGGGCAUUUUUCUUCAAAACCACAUCUAGACCUUGACUUCUCCAGAAAAGCUGUUAUAUUGUCGUGCCUUUCAGGCAAGCUCAUGUAAGGGUGAGGCGAACCUGCGUGCACGCGUGGCGCGUCCUAAGAGCGAGUGAAGUGCGAGACACGCGUGACGCGCGCCGUGUGGCACGGGUCCUCUCCCGCGUGAUCCACCCUUCACACUUGUCUACAGCUUUCCUCCGCUUCCCCGGAGGACGCCAAAAAAUUACGUCUCUCAUGCAGGCUAAUUCGUUUUCUUUGCUUUUACUUUUUCAAGGUUUAUUUACCUAUCAUGAGUUACUGAUAUACUUUGGCUGACUUGUUAGUUUUUUUAAUUUAUAAUUCAGAAAGCUGAUAGACUGACUGUUGAUAAGACUGAGUGUCGCGCUUAAGAAAAACGAUCACGAUGAUCAUCAAUUGCAAACAAGUUUUAGCGUAAAUGUUUUUGUUCGUGGCUUUCGUUUUUUGCUUAGCUUAGUUUUCGCAUCUGCGUAACUUUUGUUAUCUUUUUUAAUCAGGCAUAUAUUAGUAUUGUAUUGAAGUAUAGGUAACAGAGUGUUAAAGUGCCUUUUGAAGGAUCUCGAAUAUUAGUUGGUGUAUUGUCCGACCACUGACGAUCCUGUAACCUUCUUAUUCCCAAGAUCCAAUAAGUUAUACUCCCUUCUCAUUGUAUUUCCUUAUCGAUUAAAUCCGAAAAUUUGGCCAUAAAUCACGAUAACACUCUCUAAAAAAAUUAGCCGGUCUGUCUUUAUAACCUUUUUGUAAAAUAGCAUAUUGGAAUUACAAGGAGAACUUAUAUGUUAAUCAACCCUAAAAGCUAAAGGAUAGGAUUUUCGAAAAGGUUCACGGCUGUUGUGUCACAGAUAAUUCGUCGUGUUGAUUUUCCAUUGGAAAGUGCCUUUAUCCGCCAUUGUUUGCUUGUUUAUAUGAAUGAUAUACUAACAUUUGAAUGCAUACAAUGCUUUUGUAACGAUAAACAAAAAAAUAAGGUGGCAAUCACCACCUGACUCUCAUACAGUAUAUUUGUGCAAACGAUAA
This is a messenger RNA of Pocillopora meandrina, 5605 nucleotides long. Lineage: Eukaryota; Metazoa; Cnidaria; Anthozoa; Scleractinia; Pocilloporidae. The record is from the annotation of a GenBank genome assembly.